Messenger RNA from Arthroderma uncinatum, 384 nucleotides. RefSeq lists its product as uncharacterized. Bases 1 to 384 code for a protein of 127 amino acids. Lineage: Eukaryota; Fungi; Ascomycota; Eurotiomycetes; Onygenales; Arthrodermataceae. The record is from RefSeq and is a predicted model, not a curated record. The transcript has 2 exons. Gene Ontology annotation, molecular function: RNA binding; translation initiation factor activity. Gene Ontology annotation, cellular component: nucleus. Gene Ontology annotation, biological process: translational initiation.
AUGAUGGCCACGGCCGAAGAGACGCUCUACCCGCCGAGCUCACUCGAAGAGGGGCAGACCAUCGCUCGAGUUAUCAAAGCAACGGGUAACAACAUAUAUUCCGUCGAGCUGCCGUCCAAGGAAUCGAUAUUGGUGGAGCUUCCCGCCCGUUUCCGCUCUACCAUAUGGAUGAAGAGAGGCUCCUUUGUGGUCGUCGACGGCACUGCGCUGGAGGAUCGUGACAACAAACUAUCCGGUGAAAUCGUGAAUAUAGUCAGAGACGACAAGGCGUGGAGAAAAGCAGCUUUCUGGCCAAAGGAGUUUGUCAAGGUCGUGGUGGAGGAGAGCGAUGACGAGGAGUCAACCGUCGGGAAGCUUCCUCCCUCAGACGAUGAAGAUGUGUGA